Hipposideros armiger (great roundleaf bat) is the source of this 2150-nucleotide messenger RNA. RefSeq names its product CD19 molecule (gene CD19). The coding region runs from base 179 to 1924 and encodes 581 amino acids. Gene Ontology annotation, biological process: regulation of B cell activation; B cell receptor signaling pathway; B cell proliferation involved in immune response. Lineage: Eukaryota; Metazoa; Chordata; Mammalia; Chiroptera; Hipposideridae. The record is from RefSeq and is a predicted model, not a curated record. The transcript is spliced from 16 exons. Gene Ontology annotation, cellular component: external side of plasma membrane.
AUUAUUAGCUCAGGUUUUCAGAGACAGAAACAAAGGCUUCAAGAGAUGAAGAAAUUGGGUCAAGGAAGUAUCAGAGGUGGAGAAUUCACAUUCGGUUCUGCCAGGUCCCAAAGUGUCUGUGAUGGGCUAGCUGUAUGGACGCGGAAGGCGGCCCAAGAAAUGUCAGUGGAAUGAAUGAAUGAGAUGCCCAUGGUUCAGUGCCCACCGGGCCUCUGCCUGCCCCAGCAUCCUCUGCGCGGCCAAGCUGGGUGCUUCGGGAAGUCUGGCCACCAUGCCACCUCCUCUCCUCCUCUUCUUCCUUCUCUUCCUUUCCCCCGUGGGAGUCAGGCUCCAGAAACCGCAGCUGGUGGAGGUGAAAGAGGGAAGCCGUGCUGUGCUGCCGUGCCUCAAGGGUCCCUCAGAUGAUCCCCACGAUCUGCUGGCCUGGUACCAGGAGUGCCACUCAGCAUCCUUGUUAAAGCUGAAAGGAGGGCUGCCAGGCCUGGGCAUCCAGGUGGGGCCCCUGAGCAUCCUGCUGCUCAUCUCCAACAUCUCCGACCAGAUGGGGGGCUUCUACCUGUGCCAACAGGGGUCCCCUUCUGAGCAGGCCUGGCAGCCUGGCUGGACAGUCAGCGUGGAGGGCAGCGGGGAGCUGUUCCGGUGGAAGACUUCAGACCUAAAUGACUCAAAUUGUGACCUGGGGACCAUGCCCUCUGAUGGUCACUCCAAAAGCUCCCAGUUGUACAUGCGGACCAAAGACCACCCUCAGAUCUGGAAGACAGACCCUGCAUGUGCCCCACCUAAGGGAAGUUCAAACCAGAGCCUCGACCAAGACCUCAUCGUGUCUCCUGGCUCCACACUCUGCCUGCCCUGUUGGUUGCCCCGUGCCUCUGUGACCAGGGGCCCCAUCUCCUGGAUCUACGUGCACCCCAAGAAGCCUAACAUUUCAUUGCUGAGCUUAAACCUGAGUGAGGAUGCCUCAGUCAGAGAGAUGUGGGUCCUGGGCUCCCUCCGAGGAGGGGCUGUUCUGUGGCUGCACCAGGCCACAGCUCGAGAUGCUGGCACCUAUCAUUGUUCCCAUGGCAACAUGACCAUCGAGAUGCAGCUGAAGGUCAAAACCCAGUCAGUAAGGCAAUGGCUGCUGGAGAGUGGUGGCUGGAAAGUCCCUGUGACAACUUUACUGUAUCUCAUCUUCUGCAUGGGUUCCCUGGCGGGCUUUCUUUAUCUUCAAAAAGCCCUGAUACGGAGGAGGAAAAGAAAGCGAAUGACUGAUCCCACCCGAAGGUUCUUCAAAGUGACUCCUCCCCCGGGAAGCGGGCCUCACAACCAGUACGGCAACGUGCUCUCCCUACCCACGCCCACCUCUGGCACUGGACGCGCCCUGCGGUGGGCUGCAGGCCUGGGAACCUCCGUCCCGCGCAGCGACGUCCAGGAGGCUGGAGCCGCUGGGCCCCGGAGCCCGACAGGAGCGGGCCCCGAAGAAGAAGGGGAGAACUAUGAGGAGCCGGACAGUGAAGAGGGCUCCGAGUUCUACGAGAACGACUCCAACCUUGGACAGGACCAGCUAUCCCAGGAUGGCAGCGGCUAUGAGAACCCCGAUGACGGGGUUUUGGCUCCUGAGGAUGAAGAUUCCUUCUCCAACGCAUCUGAGUCGUAUGAAAAUGAGGAUGAAGAGCAGGCCCAGCCAGUCGCCAGGACGAAAGACUUCCUGAGCCCCCAUGGGACAGCCUGGGACCCCAGCCGGGAGGCAACCUCCAUUGGGUCCCAGUCUUAUGAGGAUAUGAGAGGCAUCCUGUAUGCUGCCCCCCAGCUUCGCUCCCUUCGGGUCCAGCCUGCUCCCAAUCAUGAGGAAGACGCAGGUUCUUAUGAGAACAUGGACAAUCCUAAUGAGCCAGAACCAGCGUGGGGAGGAGGGGGCCACAUGGGGACCUGGAGCUCCCGGUGAUUCCGUUCCCUUCAGUUUCUUCUUCGUAGCCUGGGCCUCCUCAGGCUCCUGAGAUCCACAACUGACUCUGAAAUCUGGGGAUUCCAAGCAGACCGUGUCAACACCUGGAGUGACAUCACUUGGGAUAUGUGUAUCUGUGUGUGUUUGUGUCUACAAGUGAAACGUCCAGUCCCCUUUGUGCUGCCCGAAUAAACUCCAUGAGCUCUUCCAGUCCUGUGAUGUAGUG